CCGGACAGCAUCUCAAGACUCGCUGGGUCGAGCUGAUAAACUCUGGUUUUGUUCAAAUAGACCAGAUAAGAAAAAGGAGGAGAGAUUAACUUAUUUAAGAACGACGAAUCUGUCAGAAGUAGUUCAUAAGAGGCAUCUAAAGGCAUUUACUCGGUCUCCCUUUUAAGCUACAUCAUACUUGGCGAAGCUGUAUUUGUUUAUUUAUUUUAUUAUUAUUAUUAACGUUAAUUUUAUUUAAAAGUUGAGUUCUGUGGAAAAACGAGGGAAAAGGCGAAGUUUCAACUGAGUCAACGUACGUCGAGACGUCAUCCAACAUUUGACAAGACGUGAUGGAGGGCGAAAAGCAACUGACCUUCCCGCUGAUGCUGACUGUCGGGACGGCUGUGAUCGGCUCCCUUCAGUUCGGCUACAACACAGGUGUCAUCAAUGCCCCGCAAAAGGUGAGUGACAAGCACAUACUCACGCAUGCGCAAACUCUUUAUUGUUCACCCUGCUUCGGAAAUGCCACCAUGUGGCCAUUCCUCCUUGGCUUCACCUUUAUCCCAGCCCUGCUGCAGUGCUGUUUACUGCCCUUCUGCCCCGAGAGCCCUCGAUUUCUCCUCAUCAUCCGGAACGAGGAAAACAAAGCCAAAGCAGUGCUUAAAAAGCUGCGCGGGAUGACGGAUGUGAGUGCAGACAUGCAGGAGAUGAAGGAGGAGAGCAGACAGAUGAUGAGAGAGAAGAAAGUGACCAUUCCUGAGCUGUUCCGCUCUCCGCUCUACCGACAGCCCAUCGUUAUAGCCAUCAUGCUGCAGCUGUCCCAGCAGCUUUCUGGAAUCAAUGCUGUAUUCUACUACUCUACAAAGAUCUUUGAGAAGGCAGGUGUGCAGCAGCCAGUUUACGCCACUAUUGGAGCAGGAGUCGUCAACACAGCUUUCACUGUAGUGUCGCUGUUUGUAGUUGAGCGAGUGGGCCGCAGGUCUCUGCACCUCUUGGGACUGCUGGGAAUGGCUGGAUCUGCUGUACUGAUGACCAUCGCUCUUGCCUUGCUGGAAAAGUACGACUGGAUGUCCUACAUGAGCAUCGUAGCAAUCUUUGCAUUCGUGGCCUUCUUUGAGAUCGGACCGGGCCCCAUCCCAUGGUUCAUUGUGGCUGAGCUGUUCAGUCAGGGCCCAAGACCCUCUGCAUUUGCUGUUGCUGGAUUCUCCAACUGGACAGCGAACUUUAUCGUGGGCAUGUGCUUUCAGUAUGUCGAGGAGCUCUGUGGGGCGUAUGUGUUUGUCAUCUUCACCGUAUUUUUACUGUGCUUCUUUGUCUUCACCUACUUCAAAGUCCCAGAGACCAAGGGCCGGACGUUCGACGAAAUCUCCGCCGGUUUCCGCCAGGCAGCGUCAGGUGCUGAGAAGCACUCACCCGAGGAGCUCAACAGCCUGGGGGCGGACUCUCAACUUUAAACCCCUCCUCUAACCCCGCCUCCCUCACCUGGUCACUCUUCUGCACGCAACUACUGAGGAGAAGGGGUCAGCGGGCUGUCAAUCAAACAUUUCCCCCCUUCUCACGGCUGCACUCACCUCUUAGUCCCCCCGCGCUCCCCGAUGGCUUCACAUGGCCAGCCGAACUGCAGCUGCUGGAUGCCAGACACCGAGUUUGAAAGGCAGGGAGUAAGAGUAGUCAUCAUAUUCCUUCUAUAAGAAAGAUGAUCGUUUUAAGACAUGUUUGAGGUAUUGUAUUUUGCAUUGGAAUUGCUUUGGCUAGGUUUUAGGUUUUUAAAUCUACCUUAACUGUUACUUCUGCUGUGCUACGAGAGAGUAAAAAAUCGCCGGAGGUCACGGGGUCACUCCUGAUCGAGCCGCUACGCUCUUGAUGUCAGAAAUCCACAUGCCAAAUGUACGCUGACUGACAAUUCAAUACUGUAUUCCAGAUAACUGUAUCUCAUUUAAACAAAAAAAAAAUUAUAUAUAUAUAUAUAUAAACAUAUUUGAACUAAAAGUGAGUUAUAUAAGCCCCAAAAUAUGUCAUCUAUGAUGUCAUCCAUUGAAACAAUGACGUUUUAUAUAUAUAUAUAUAUAUAUAUAUAUAUAUGUACAUUUAUGUAAAACGCUUCUGCAUAGCAAGCAUUUUUUGUUAUUUUAACACUUUACAGGGUAUUUUAUCCCUGUUUUCAUAUCAAUAAGUCUUCUGUUCUUGCUUUUCAAGAUGCGUCACAUCUUUUAAAUAUAUUUAUAUUGUGUAACAAAUUCACUUGCUUUCUCUAUGAAAUGUAGAUCGUUAUGAUCACUCCAGUAGGAGACAAACAGAACAUUUCUUAAAUUGUUUCAUUAUGUUACUUGUCACCAAAUAUUACAUCUACCCAACUUUUUAAUGUAAGGUCGUCACUUUAUAAUGCACAAUCAGACAUACUCUUUAAUGAAAGUAUUAGCAUCAGUGCAAGUGAAUGUUGAUCAUAAAGUACAGCAGAUAUCAGACAUUCAUAAUAUUCCACUUCAGCAUAAGUUCAGAUAUCAGUAGUUUGAAAUGCGUUUUGCACAGUCAACUCCCUCCAGCGAAGGGGGAAUAUUCAAGUUGGGAACCACGGAGAGUGACCAAAAUGCACUGUGACUGGUGGCGUGAUUAGAGUGCACUGAACAGCCUUCCUCUUCAUCUUCAUCUGAUGGAAGAGCUGCAAAACCAGACCAUUGAUGAUGCUGUUAGUACAAACCAUCUGUCUGUUGAGAAGCAUCUGCUGUUCAACUUGCUCUGACAGACAUGUUUGGAAACGCAGUAUGCCUGGCUUCAAUGUGCCUUGUCAUUUUUUUUAAACUUCUAGUUUUCCUUUUUUAACCUAGUAUGUUCACCCUUGAUAGUUUACCCUUAAGUAUUUUGUGUUUUUUACGUACAUCAAAGUCAUCAAAUGAGGUUUUUCACUUUGAACUUGCGUGAGCAUAUAUAUGUAGUCUGCUGUUAAACAUUAUUCUGUCUUUUAAACACUCCAGAAUAAACUGUAGUUUUGUUUUUAGGUGAAAAACCUACAUAAUUGAUCUUCACCUCUAAUAAAUCACCUAUAUUUGUGACUUUUUAGACAUAUCAAAUACCUGUAAAUGAGUUUUUUUCACUUUGAGUAGAGUUUGAGUGUGUGCAUGUGAUAUUUGGCCAGUUCGCCAGCGAUACAACAGGUCAAAUUAAUUUCUGUGCACAGCAUUCCAUAUGGGAGUAUCUUGUGUGUGUGUUUUUGACAUUUUGUACACAUCGGAAAGACACAAGUGUGUGUGUGUGUGUUUUUCAGAUCGUAUGCAUGUUCACAUGAACUCUCAGAAUGAGCGUGUCCCAUUGAAAUCACUGAUGUGUGUUGUGUGGAAUUGUCAAAGAAACAUUUUAUAGCCUAUGGAGAGUUCUGUGAUUUCCCACUGUAACUAAAUAAGGAAUGUAAAAUAGGUGAAUUUUAUGUCUAAGACAUUGUAGUUUUAUAGUGUGAUUUUAAUAGCUGUACCAUUCUCAUUUGUCAUUUUCCUCUGUUUUUAUAAUGUAGAAUAUAUUUCUCUUUCUUUUCUUUGAUGCACUAUCAUGGUAGUCAAUACUGUAAGACAAUUUAAACAUCUUACUGUUUUUGUUUUGUUUACCAUACUGUAUUUAUUAGAACACCUAAUUUAUUUAGUUUUUUUGCUUUCAGUUUUACUUAUGGAAAUAAAUUUGUUAGGAAAAUAAA
Molecule: messenger RNA, 3661 nt
Organism: Sinocyclocheilus anshuiensis
Lineage: Eukaryota; Metazoa; Chordata; Actinopteri; Cypriniformes; Cyprinidae
Product: solute carrier family 2, facilitated glucose transporter member 1-like
Exons: 8
Coding region: 330-1433 (367 amino acids)
Biological process (GO): dehydroascorbic acid transport; response to insulin
Cellular component (GO): apical plasma membrane; plasma membrane; basolateral plasma membrane
Molecular function (GO): D-glucose transmembrane transporter activity
Source: RefSeq, a predicted model, not a curated record